This is a messenger RNA of Leucoraja erinaceus (little skate), 7872 nucleotides long. RefSeq names its product myosin XVIIIA b (gene myo18ab). Gene Ontology annotation, cellular component: myosin complex. NCBI's taxonomy places the organism in Eukaryota, Metazoa, Chordata, Chondrichthyes, Rajiformes, Rajidae. Bases 223 to 7752 code for a protein of 2509 amino acids. Gene Ontology annotation, molecular function: protein binding; ATP binding; cytoskeletal motor activity. The record is from RefSeq and is a predicted model, not a curated record. The transcript is spliced from 44 exons.
CCCCCCCCACCACCGGGAGCGCGCGUCAGGAACGGGAACGCGCCCGCCCGCCUCAGCCGCCGAUACACGACAUCCUAACCGGUCGGCCACACCUGAUCACAAAGAAACGUUGCUCUCUCUCUGAUUUUCAGUUGUACCUUUUAAGAUAAAGACCCCAUCUUUGUUAAAUGACCUUUUCCCCAUUCUCUUAAUAAUUGGCGCCCCAAAGUGAACUUUUUAAACAUGUUUAACCUAAUUAAAAAAGACAAAGACAAAAAGGAAAAGAAAGACAAAAAGGAAAAGCGGGAGAAAAUGUCUGCAUCGGAAUUGAAAAGCCUCGAGGAAGUUGGCCUUCGUAGAGGACUCUUUAAUUUGAGUCGAUCUUCAAAGCGGGAAUCGAAGGCCAAACUGGAAAUCUCUGCCCCAAUCCCAAUAAAAGUGGCCAGCAGUUCUGAUCUCAAUCUCACUGACAUUGAUUCAGACUCAGUUAGUAAUCGGGGAAGCAUGAUUUUUGAUUCUGAACAGUUGAGUACGGCCAGUUCUAGUGAUGACCUCAAAAUAGAUGACAGCAGUUUGAAGGGAUCGGUACUACAGCGAGCAGCUUUAUUUGGCUCUCUGGCUAAACAGAAUUCAGUCCAGUUAGUUAAAAGAUUCUCUUUUUCGCACAAGAAUCGAGAAGAAACGACGUCAGAAAUAUCAACUCCAUCGGAAAACUCUGCAACUCCUUCACCGCAGGUCGAGAUGAGGAAUGAAAACCUACUUCUUGAGUACCUGGAAGAAAUGCCAGGGAAUGCAUCAAGUGCAGCGUUAAUGGAAGGUCCCGAUAUUCACCUUCCUGAGGUUGUAGAUAAAAUCUUUGCUGCUGAUUUGAGAUUGCCCCCCGUGGUACCACCUUUGCCGACAGAGCCUCGAGAACUCGUCCUGCAGAGAAGAAACACGGGAGACUUUGGUUUCUCUUUGCGGAGAACCACCAUGCUGGACAGGGGCCCCGAUGGACAAGUGUACCGCAGGAUGGUUCAUUUUGCAGAGCCUGGAGCUGGCACCAAAGACCUGGCCUUGGGUCUGGUGCCUGGCGACAGACUGGUGGAAAUUAACGGCAAAAACGUUGAAAAUAAAUCACGGGACGAGAUAGUGGAGAUGAUCCGUCAGUCUGGAGACACCGUGAGAUUGAAAGUGCAGCCGAUACCCGAGUUGAACGAACUCAGUCGAUCUUGGUUGCGAACCCACAAAGGGAUUCGUCGAGAUGCUUUUAGUCUGGAACCUGUGGUCUCACCGACACAGAGCCUUGAUCCCAAGACCCACUCCGAUGAUCUGGUGCAGGCAGGUGUCUGGGCUGGUGUUUGUGCCCGUGUAUCAUGCUGGACUAGGGUGGAAGAAGUGCCAGCAGCUAUACUCCAGUCUCCCUCAGCAUCUACCUCAACCCAGCCCCAGGUGAAGACGGAGGAGCAGAUUGCUGCAGAGCAGGCAUGGUUUGAAGCAGAUAAGGUGUGGCUGGUCCAUAAAGAUGGCUUUUCACUGGCUACUUGUUUAAAAACUGAUGCUGCAGCCUCCAAACUCCCAGAAGGUAAAGUGAAAAUUAAACUGGAUCAUGAUGGGACAAUUCUGGAUGUGGAUGAAGAUGAUGUGGAAAAGGCCAAUCCACCAAGCUAUGACCGAGUGGAAGAUUUUGCAUCCUUGUUGUAUCUCAAUGAAUCGAGUGUUCUGCACACAAUACGCCAACGGUAUGGAGGUAACCUAACCCACACGUACACCGGGGCCAACAUGGUCGUUGUCAAUCCGCUCAGCUCACCGUCAAUGUACUCCGAGAAGGUUAUGCACAUGUUUAAAGGAUGUCGCAGAGAGGACACAUCCCCGCAUGUCUACGCUGUUGCACAAGCUGCCUACAGAAACCUUCUCACCACCAGGCAGGACCAAUCCAUCGUUCUUCUGGGCAGAAGUGGCAGUGGAAAAACGACAAACAGUCAACAUCUCGUUCAGUAUCUGGUUACAAUUGCUGGGAGCACAGGGAAAAUUGUGACUGUGGAGAAAUGGCAGGCAGUGUGUUCAGUUUUGGAAGCCUUCGGCAACAGCUCGACAAGUAUGAACAGCAACGCCACCCGCUUCUCGGAGAUUGUCUCACUUGACUUUGAUCAGGCUGGACAGGUGGCUUCGGCCUCUGUACAGACUAUGCUUCUGGAGAAGGUCAGGGUAUCCAAGCAUCCUGGGACCGAGGGCACAUUUAAUGUGUUCUACUAUCUCAUGGCCGGUGCUGACAAUACUCUAAGAACAGAGCUACACUUGAAUCAUAUUGCAGGAAACAAUGCUUUUGAAAUUGCACCUUUAACAAAGCCCGAAGAAAAGCAAAAGGCAGCCCAGCAAUUUAACAAACUUCAGGCUGCGCUGAAGAUGCUCGGGGUUUCAAAUGAAGAACAGAAAGCGCUUUGGCACAUCCUAAGUGCCAUCUAUCACUUGGGGGCAGCAGGUGCCACGAAAGGUAGAGUGUGUGGAAUUGAAUUGGAUACUUUAUGGUCAAAUGUGGCAAGUCACAGUGAAAUUCUUUGUUUGCCCACCCACUGUAUGCAAACAGUCGCUAUGGUUUCAGAAGAGCAGUGGGGAAAAGAGACUUAUCCUUGGGCUGUAACCUGGAGGAAUUAUCCUCCGGGGGGAGGGGGGGGGGGGGGACAGGGAGAUGGCUCAGGGCCCAAGAUAACCGCAAUGGAAUGUCUCGAAGCAAUGGCGUCCAGUUUAUAUGGAGAGAUGUUUACAGUGCUAAUCUCACUCAUUAAUAGGGCUCUCAAGUCCUCUCAGCAUUCACUUUGUUCCAUAAUGGUAGUGGACACCCCUGGAUUCCAGAACCCAAAAGCCACUUCAUCUGAAAGAGCUGCCACUUUUGAGGAACUCUGCCAGAAUUAUGCCCAGGAGCGCUUACAGAUGCUCUUCUACGAGCGGACAUAUUUGAAAGAGCUUGAUCGGUAUAAGGAGGAAGACAUAGACCUUGACUUAGAUGAAGUAGAAUCCAGCUGCCCUUUUUCUGUGGAUGCCGUAGAUCAAACUUGUCAUCAAGCACUGGUGCGAACGUUGGCUCGGACAGAUGAAGCAAGAGGACUGCUUUGGCUGCUGGAGGAAGAAGCGCUGAAACCCGAUGGAAGUGAAGACACCCUUUUAGAGCGACUCUUCACAUACUACGGCCAACAAGACGGAGACAAGAAUGGCCAAGGCUCAUUACUGAAAGGCAACAAGCGUCACCAUUUCAUCCUUGGUCAUUGCUCGAAUACUAACUGGGUGGAGUAUGACACAACAGGCUGGUUGAAUUAUGCAAAGCACAACCCUGCCACUCAAAACGCUGCCGCCCUACUUCAGGAUUCUCAGAAGAAAAUGAUAAGCAAUCUGUUCAUGGGGCGAGCAGGGACUGUGUUGUCUGGUUCAAUUGCUGGCCUGGAGGGUGGAUCCCAGCUUACGUUGAGAAGGGCUACAAGCAUGAGAAAGACUUUCACCACUGGUGUAGCUUCAGUGAAAAAGAAAUCAACAUGCAUCCAUAUUAAACUCCAAGUGGAUGCCCUUCUAGACACGGUGAAAAAGUCCAAGAUUCAUUUCGUCCACUGUUUGUUGCCUAAAACUGAUGCUUUUACUGAAACCAAAGUGUCUCCCACUUCGUCGCUGAAGUCUGGAAUCAUAGAAACUGAUGUGCAAGCAGAAAACUUUGAAGCAGGUCUAAUGCAGCUGGACGUACCUCUUCUUCGGGCCCAGAUUAGGGGCUGCAAACUGCUUGAUGCCCUCCGGAUAUACAGACAAGGCUACCCGGAUCACAUGGUCUUUUCUGAAUUCAGACGCCGUUUCGAUGUUCUUGCGCCACAUCUUACCAAAAAACACGGACGUAACUAUAUUGUUACAGAUGAAAAGCGGGCUGUCGAAGAGCUUCUGGAGUCUCUGGAUUUGGAGAAAAGUAGCUAUCACAUGGGCCUCAGUCGGGUGUUUUUCAGAGCAGGGACCCUUGUUAAAUUGGAAGAACAAAGGGAUGAACAGACCAGAAGGAACAUCACACUCUUCCAGGCAGCUUGCAGAGGAUACCUGGCACGGCAGCAUUUCAAGAAGAGAAAGAUUCAAGAUCUAGCAAUCCGUUGUAUCCAGAAAAACAUUAAAAAGAACAAAGGAGUCAAGAACUGGCCAUGGUGGAAAGUGUUCACGACAGUUCGGCCAUUAAUUGAGGUUCAGUUGACAGAAGAACAAAUAAGAGGCAAAGACGAGGAGAUUCAGCAGCUACGCAGCAAAGUAGAGCGUGUUGAAAAGGAACGCAAUGAGUUGCGGCUCACAGGCGAUCGGCUGGAAAGCAGGCUGGGAGAACUAACAUCUGAAUUAACAGAUGAGAGAAACACUGGUGAAUCAACGUCACAACUUCUGGAGACUGAAUCAGCAGACAGACUUCGCUUAGAGAAAGAAAUGAAAGAGUUACAGGCUAAAUGUGAUGGAAUGAAGAAACAAAUGGAUUCAAUGGAAAUGGAAGUGAUGGAAGCUCGACUCAUCAACGCAGCGGAAUUAAACGGAGAGCUUGACGAUGACGAGUCGGGUGGGGAGUGGAGGAUGAAGUACGAGCGUGCUGCCAGAGAGAUAGACUUCACCAAGAAACGGAUGCAUCAGGAGUUUGAAGACAAGCUGGAGGUUGAAUUACAGACCAAGAGGCAAAUGGAGCGAAGAGUUGCAGAUUUGCAAGCUGAUAAUGAGGAAAUGCAACGCAGCAUUCAACAGUUGAAGAAGAAAUCCCAGCGACUUACAGCAGAGUUGCAGGACACCAAGCUUCACCUGGAAGGACAACAAGGACGCAACCAUGAAUUGGAAAAGAAACAACGAAAGUUCGACAGCGAGUUAUUGCAAGCACAAGAUGAAUCUCAGAGAGAAAAGAUUCAUAAAGAGAAACUGAGCAGAGAAAGAGAUGGUUUUAUAGCAGAGAUAUUCAGUCUGAAGCAACAGCUGGAUGAUAAAGAUUCGGAGAUUGUCACCGUAAGCCAGAGGGCGGAGCGGCUGGACGUGGAGCUGCAGGAUCUGUCUUCUCAAGAAUCCAAGGACGAGGCUUCGCUUGCUAAGGUGAAGAAGCAGGUUCGUGAGUUGGAGGCCAAGGUUAAGGACCAGGAGGAGGAGCUGGAUGAACAAGCUGGGACUAUCCAAAUGCUGGAACAGGCCAAACUUCGACUGGAAAUGGAAAUGGAGAGGUACAGACAAACUCAAGCCAAGGAAAUUGAGAACAAAGAAGAGGAAGUGGAAGAAAUUAGGCAGUCUUGCCAGAAGAAGUUAAAACAAUUUGAGCUGCAAUUAGAAGAAGAGUAUGAUGAUAAGCAGAAAAUCCUGAGAGAGAAAAGAGAUCUGGAGAACAAACUGUCUGUAGUCAGUGAAAAGGUCAGUGAAAGGGAUUUUGAAACUGAAAAACGGCUUCGCAAGGAUCUUCGACGGACAAAGGCUCUUCUAGCUGAUGCCCAAAUAAUGCUGGACCACUUCAAAAACAAUGCACCCAGCAAACGGGAGAUCGCACAGUUGAAAAACCAGCUUGAAGAGUCAGAGUUCACGUGUGCGGCCGCUGUCAAAGCUCGGAAAUCAAUGGAGGUUGAAAUGGAGGAUCUGCACCUUCAGAUUGAAGAUAUCUCCAAGGCCAAAGUUGCACUGGAAGAGCAGCUGAGUCGCAUCCAACGUGAAAAGAAUGACUUGCAGAGCCGUCUUGAGGAAGACCAGGAGGACAUGAAUGAACUCAUGAAGAAACACAAAGCGGUCGUGGCUCAGUCAUCCAGGGACCUUGGGCAGAUUAAUGAACUACAGUCACAACUGGAUGAAGCUUACAAAGAGAAACAAGAGCUGCAAGAAAAGUUACAAGGAUUGCAGAGUCAACUGGACUUUGCAGAACAAUCCAUGGUGGAUAAGUCGUUGGUGAGCAGACAAGAAGCCAAAAUUCGUGAACUGGAAACCAAACUGGAAUUUGAGAAGACCCAGGUCAAACGUUUCGAGAGCCUAGUUAGUCGUCUCAAGGAAAACCUGGAAAAACUGUCAGAGGAGAGAGAUCAGAGAUCGGCGGCUGAGAACCGUGAGAAGGAGCAAAACAAGCGCUUGCAACGGCAGCUGAGGGACGUAAAGGAGGAAAUGGGGGAGCUCACCAAGAAGGAAGCAGAGGCCAGCCGCAAAAAGCACGAAUUAGAAAUGGAUAUCGAAAGUCUUGAAGCUGCAAAUCAGAGUCUACAGUCUGACCUCAAACUCGCUUUUAAACGAAUUGGAGAUCUACAAGCAGCAAUUGAGGAUGAAAUGGAAAGUGAUGAAAAUGAUGACCUUAUUAACAGUGAAUGUGAUUCAGACACAGACUCUGAAGUUGAAAAGCGUGUGGAUGGUGUCAAAUCCUGGCUAUCAAAGAGCAAGGGCUCGGAUGAUGGAAGCCUAAAGAGCUCAAGAUUUUCUGUUAGCUUAGACUUGAAAGAGGGGAAGGAAGGGAAGGAAUUAAAGGAAGGGAAAGAAGUGCAGGACUUUAGACCUGCGUCGGUGAUGAGUUCCCUCAGCUAUCGUAAACGGGGGAACAUGAAGGAUUCUCUCGGUGGCAAGAGCAACACUGACUCUCUCCUGUCAACGCUGAGUAAGGAGCGGUCCUUGUCACCGGAGAGAUCGUUUCGAAAGCCAAAGAAAACCACCAGUGCCGACAACUUGAACGACACCACCAGUUCACGGAAAAGAUUCCAGGCAGCAGACGAGCUGGACGAUGGAGGGUCUGUUAUUUCUCAGGCGUAUUCGGAGGCCACGAGUCGAGCAAGGAAGGGGCUGGACAGGAGAUGGGCCUUGGCCAGUCCUGACUUUGACAAAGCUUCCACCGUGUCGGUUCCCAUCAGCCGAGCUUCCGCAAGGCGAGCUCUGGAAGCCGACGACGAUGCGAAAUCCUCGGUGAGCUUUGCCCUAACCAGCCCCACAGCCGGCGUGAGGAGAAGCCUCUCUCGGCUCGACGACAACCGCGCUGACACGUUCAGUCCAACCAGCCCCUUGCUCAGCCGUCGAUUAGAGUUGGGCCUACAGAGCCCCACCCUCAGCCGCACGGACACAAGACUGUCCAUUUCGAGGAGUAGAUUGGGUGAAUUGGAAGACGACGAUGCCGCUGUGAGCGUGGCGCUGAGCGAUCGGUCGUUCUCCAGUCAACACUCUGGCGGGAGAAGUUUCAGUGUUCCUCCAAGACUGCGCUCAUCUGUCUCGGACGAAGCCCUCCCUGACGGCACGGACAUCAAGCCUGUCGGUCACAGGAACUACCUGGAUCCAGAUUUAGAGGCUGCCAUUAAAGAAGUUCUGGAUUACAAACCAAUCACGUUCAAAAGAAAAAGCCUGGACCCAGACGAGGAGGACGAUGGAGAAACAAGCAAACAACUGAGCAGUCUUCGCAGAUCGUCCUCCUCAGUGGACGUAAGUAAGAAGAACAAAGGCAAGAAGCGCAGGAGUUCCGAUUCCGAAUCUUCCACGUCGGGGGAGGAGGAGCAGCGAAAGAAAGGCUCCAGGAAACGCUCAAAAAAGUCCAAGAAGAAAUCCAAAAAGAAGGAGAGCGACUCGGACUCGUCGGAGUCCUCCAGCUCCUCCUCUUCCGGCUCCACCGUCUCGUAUCGAAGCAUCAACAGCGUCAAACGAGGCACAAAGAAGAGAGAACCUCACUCACCGGAUGACGGCGGUAAAGAAGACAAGGCGGACGGAAAUUCCGGGGGGAAGAAAACGAAGAAGACCGAUAAGAAGAGGAUGAAGCAAGUGGACAGUGUGAUGAUGAAGUACUUGUACCGGCCAGAGAGCGACGAGUGAACCCUCCCCUGUACCGCCAGCACAUCACGGUCGUGGACUCUGAGGAUGAUGCGGACGGCACGGAAGACAAUCUCAAAUCCAGGUUGACAACAAGACGACUGCUGAGCAACAGUGAUAUUG